AUGGCGCCCAGUACGCGGACCAUGACCACUGCCUCUGCACCCGAGAAGCGCAUGUUUGAAGGACAGGCUUCGGUUGCUCACCUGCCUGUUCCGAAACUGGAAGACACGCUUCCGAAGUACUUGCGCACGACGCUGCCGUUGCAAACGAGCCAAAGUCUCGCCGUGACAGAGUCGGCUGUCAAGUCCGCUCUGAGUGGCAAGGACGCGGCAUUUGUGCGUGAGCUCCAGCAGCGUCUGGAACAUCGCGCCAACAACGAGGGCCGCGACAGUUGGCUUGCUGAGUGGUGGCUCUCGUAUGCGUACAUGAGUUACCGCGGCGAGCUGGUUCCCAAUGUGAGCUACUUUUACCUGCACAGGUCGGACCCCAAGGCAAAGACCAACGUCGCGCGCGCCGCGCAGAUGAUGAAGGCCACCAUGAUUUUCCGCGAGCUUGUGAACACCGAGCAGCUCGCGCCCGAAAAGACCAAGACUGGCUAUCUAGACAUGGCUCCGUUCAAGUACCUGUUUAACGUGUGCCGCAUUCCCCAGGCCGGCGAGGACGUUUGCUUUACUGCGGAUCCUGCGAAGCACAACCACGUCAUUGUUGCGCGCAACGGAUACUUUUACGAGUUUGAUCUCAUCCAUCCAAUCUCCGGCAACCAGCUGAGUGUGCCAGAGAUCGAGGUGCAGCUCUCCAAGAUUCUGUCAGACAAGCGCAGUGCGUCGAUGAACAAGCAGCCGAUCGGUGCGUUUACCGCCGACGACCGGGACACUUGGACCGAGGCUCGCAAAGCACUGCUCUCGGGACCACACGCCGAGAAGAACCGCAAAUCGCUUGAGCGGAUCGAGUCGGGGGUUGUUUUGUUUGCGCUCGACAAUGGUAAGCCCGUCUCGCUCGAGGACCGUGGCUGGAACGUGUGGCGUGGUAACCAAGGCAAGAACCGCUUCUACGACAAGCAGCAAUUUGUAGUGUCGGAGAACGGUGUGUCUGGCUUUGUCGGCGAGCACUCGAUGCUCGAUGGCACGCACACGAUGCGCUUGAACAACUUUGUGCUCACCGCGCUUGCCGAUGGCAAGAUUCCUCUCGAGGGUGAGGGCGCCGGUGCUGUCCUCGACGACCCCGUCCUACUCGAGUUUGGCGAGGAUGCUGCGACGGAGAAGGCUGCCAACGACAGCGCCGCGCGUUUUGCUUUGUCCAUGGAAAAAGAGGCGCUCUCUGUCCUUGACUUUGAGGGCUACGGCAAGGGCUUUGUCAAGCAGUGCAAGACGUCGCCCGAUGCUUGGGCGCAGAUGGCGAUACAGAUGGCCUACUACAAAAUGUUUGGCACUAGUGGUGCAACCUACGAGGCUGCACAAACACGCAAGUUCAAGGGCGGCCGCACCGAAACGAUCCGCAGCUGCAGCGUCGAGAGCCAAGCGUUUGUCGAGGCAAUGGGCAAUGUCAAUACGCCCGACGCUGAUCGCGUCAAGCUGUUUGAGCGCGCGUGUAAUCAGCACGUCACCUACGCCAGGGAAUGUGCUGAGGGCCACGGCGUCGAUCGCCAUUUGCUUGGUCUGAAGCUCUCCAUGCGUCCUGGCGAGGAGUUGCCCGCUCUGUUCAAGGAUCCUAUGAACGCCACCAGCGGCACUUGGCUGCUCAGUACCUCGCAGAUCAGUGCAGAGCUGUUUGACGCUUGGGGCUUUGGCCAGGUGACGCCCAAGGGCUUUGGCGUUGCGUACGCCAUCAAAGAGAAUGCGUUUACGUUUACCAUUGUCUGCCUAAAGGACGAGCAUGAUCCUAAGGAGUUUACGCAUUACUUGAACGAGGCGCUUGUCGAGCUCAAGCAGCUCUACAUGCGCGUACACAAAUCCAAGAUGUAG
Messenger RNA from Malassezia vespertilionis, 1839 nucleotides. It is a transcript of the gene CAT2, whose product is annotated as carnitine O-acetyltransferase. Gene Ontology annotation, molecular function: carnitine O-acetyltransferase activity. Gene Ontology annotation, cellular component: peroxisome; mitochondrion. The coding region runs from base 1 to 1839 and encodes 612 amino acids. NCBI's taxonomy places the organism in Eukaryota, Fungi, Basidiomycota, Malasseziomycetes, Malasseziales, Malasseziaceae. Gene Ontology annotation, biological process: carnitine metabolic process. The record is from RefSeq and is a predicted model, not a curated record. The transcript has a single exon.